UAAACUUUCAGUUUGCUUACGAUGUCGGACGAAACAGGAACGGUUGCGCUGCCCAAAUGGCUGAAGGCAGAUCUUUUUGAAAAACUGCUGAAGGAACGAUUUGGCAGUAAUUAUGCCGGAAUCAAGAGCUUCAAGCCGGUGGCUGGUCUAACGCCAGGGGAAAAUUACUCCACCAUCAUGCUACGCCUCCACUUCGAAGUCGAACUGAACGAUCACACCAUCGAAAACGUAAGCUUUAUGCUGAAGACGCCACACGAUUUCGAGAUGUAUCGCGAGAUCCUGAAGAAGGUCAACAUGUUUGUGGUGGAAAGGGGCGUUUUCCUGCAGGUGAUUCCCGAGUUGGAAAAGAUGUAUCAGGAUGCAGGUCUGGAGGUGAAGUUUGGGGCCAAGGCCUAUGAAAUCGAGGCACCCGAUGAGUAUGUCCUGCUGCAGGACCUCAAACCUUUUGGUUUCAAGAACGUCGAUCGCCUGGAGGGUUUGAAUAUGGCCCACACCAAAAGCGUUCUGAAAAAGUUGGCCCAGUUUCAUGCGGCAUCGGCCAACAGGAUCCUCGUCAAGGGUCCGUACACCCAGAACUUCUUGCAACCAACUUAUGCCGACAGCAUGAAGGAGAAUAUCGAACAGGUGGCAGAGACUCUGGGCAAAUACCUCCUGAAGUGCUUGCCACUCUACGAGGGAUUUGAAGAGUACAGCGAGGCGGUGCACAAAAUCCACCCAAAGUUUGUGGACCUGAUGUAUGACAUGCACACGCCCAAACCGGAGGACUUUAAUGCCCUGAAUCACGGAGAUUGCUGGACCAACAACAUAAUGUUUAGGUACGAAGGGGAGUCCCCCGAACCCGCCGAAACCUAUUUGGUGGACUUCCAAAUGCCGAAAGUGUGCAGCGUGGCCCACGAUCUGAUCUACUUCCUUCUGGGAUCGACGCAAUUCGACAUUCAAUUGAGUCAGUUCGAUUACUUUAUCAAGUUCUACCACGAUCAGCUGGUGGAGCACUUGAGGUUGAUAAGGUACCCCGAGGAAAAAAUCCCCUCACUGCGGUUUCUGCACACUCAGCUGUUGAAAUAUGGUCGUGUUGGAUAUCACACUGUUCUGAUGCUCUGCCCCCCUGUGCUGCUCGAUCGAACCGAUGAUGCAAAUCUGACCGAUUUUGUGACGGAGUCGGACAAUGGCGAUGGUCUCAAGAUGGCCAUGUACUCCAAUGCCCGCUACAAGAAGCACGUCAGCGCCAUUCUGACCUGGCUAAACAACCGAGGAGCUCUUCAGAUUUAACUUGAAAAUUUAUACAACUUUUUCCCUUAAUUGCUUUACUAAUUUGACUAAUUCAUACGGAUAUUAACUUUUGUUUAAUGAACUUUAAUGAACUUUAAUGCACUUUAAUGAUUUUAUUAAUAAAAUAUUCCAUGACAUCGCACAAAAAAGUAAA
Molecule: messenger RNA, 1423 nt
Organism: Drosophila ficusphila
Lineage: Eukaryota; Metazoa; Arthropoda; Insecta; Diptera; Drosophilidae
Exons: 4
Coding region: 22-1269 (415 amino acids)
Source: RefSeq, a predicted model, not a curated record